CGCAGAUACAGGAGCAGUCCGUUUCAGAGCCUUUACCUGUCAGCGGCCGAUCGGACCGCCGCGCUCUCUCCUGUCCUCAUUCUUCUUCUGUGAAACAUGACCGUGAAGCAAAUGGACCAGGGCCAGCGUUACCGGCCAAGGAUGGCAUUCCUCAAGAAGAUCGAAGCGCUUUUGCUGGAGAUGCAGGAUGGAGAGACGGGAAUCAAGAUGCACACCCAGAGACUGAUGAUAACCACAAUCCCCCACGCCAUGACAGGUCAGGAUAUACUGGAGUGGAUUAUUCAGAGGCUGCAGAUCACAGAGGAAGAGGCCCAACACCUUGGCAACUUAAUGGUGAAGUGCGGCUACAUCUACCCCCUGCAGGAACCAACUAACCUUAUUCUCAGAGCCGAUGCCAGUCUGUACCGAUUCCAGACUCCUUAUUUUUGGCCGACGCAGCAGUGGCCAUCGGAGGACACAGACUACGCGAUAUAUUUGGCGAAGAAGAAUAUUCGGAAAAAGGGGUUUUUGGAGGAAUACGAAAAGGAAAACUACAGCGCUCUUAACAAAAAGAUAAACCACAAAUGGGAUUUUGUCGUCAUGCAGGCGAAGGAGCAGUACAAGGCUGGGAAGGAACGGAAGAAAUCCGACCGCGUGGUUCUGGACUGUCAGGAGAAGGCUUACUGGCUGGUUCACAGACCCCCUCCGGGAGUGCUGGACGUUCUGGACUAUGGACUGGACCGAGCCACUGACCCCAACGUUUCCAAGAAGAAAACCGUGGACUUCCACAGGAGAGAAAUCAUGUAUUAUCAGCAAUCACUAAUGAGAUCCACUGUGAAGUCUUCAGUGUCACUGGCUGCGCUGUUGAAGUACUGUGAGCAGUAUUACUCCCACGACCCCAUCAUGUCUGGCUGCCUCCCCAGUAACCCCUGGAUCACGGACGACGCCAUGUUCUGGGAGCUCAAUGCAAAACUGGUGGAGAUUCCCACCAAGCUGCGCGUGGAGCGCUGGGCCUUUAACUUCAACGAAUUGAUCCGCGACCCGAAGGGCAGACAGAGCUUCCAGCAGUUCCUCAAAAAGGAAUUCAGCGGAGAAAACAUGAGUUUCUGGGAGGCCUGCGAAGAUCUGAAGUACGGAGACCAGUCUAAAGUCAAGGAGAAAGCGGAGGAGAUUUAUAAGCAGUUCCUGGCUCCCGGGGCUCGGCGCUGGAUUAACAUUGACGGUAAAACCAUGGAAAUCACGGUGAAGGGACUGAAGCACCCGCAUCGCUACGUGCUGGACGCCGCGCAGACGCACAUCUACAUGCUGAUGAAAAAGGAUUCGUACGCGCGGUAUCUGAAAUCCCCCAUCUACAAGGAGAUGCUCGCCAAGGCGGUGGUGCCGCAGGAGACCAAGAAGAGGCAAGUGGCUCGCGUUAACUUCCCGUUCAUGCGCCGGCACCGGCGGUCCAGCCCGAGCCCCGUCAUUCUCCGGCAGCUGGAAGAAGAAGCCCGAGCCAAGGAGGCCGCCAACUCCGUGGACAUCACACAGUUGUGCCAGUACACAGCUCCAGUCCCUCACCUGACCGUCUACACCGGUACCUGCGCCCCUCCAUCUCCAUCCAGCCUCUUCCUAUCCUGCCACCCUGCGGGGGAUCCAGCCUCUCCUUACCCCGGACGCACCAUCCCCCUGCCAAACUGCACCGCCUGCCCGUCGCCCAUUAGCGUAGCUAUAGAGAGCACCCCGGGAGUGGAGAGAAAGUGGGACUCCAACGAGAACCCGUCUCCCACCCACAACACGGACUCCUCGCCGGGGUCGGAGAAUCACCUCUGCGUGCCGACGGAAUUGAAAACGACUCAGCGAUCCAAAGUGGCGCUGUCGUUCAGCAAGCUGCUGAAGAGAGGCUGCUCAAACUCGCCCGUGUUUGCCACACUUUCACCCAAGUGCCCCGCGGUGAAUAACGGCAAAGUUCAGCCGUUAAACGAGUUGGAGGAACAGCUGCAGCAGACUUCCAAGAAGGUGACCAACUUUUUCCAGAUUAAGGUGGAUAUUCCCUCUGAAAGCCGGAUCUACCCGAUCGACUCCGAGGAGGAGGAGGAAGACGGCCAGCCGGCCUGCAAGGAGUCCAUCCAGGAGGUGAUUUGCCCGUGGGAGAACGUCAUCGAGGAAGGUAAAGCCGGGUAAACGCGCGUGGCCUUCGGAUAAGCCAAGGAUUGGGGUCUUCGGUGCUGUUACGUCCAGCGGCCGGGAGCCCCUCUACACAAAAAGUGCAUUAGGAUCCGUAAUGAAUCCAGAGCCUGCCUGCCUUCAUUAACCAGUUCACUGCCAGACGAAGACCGAGAUGCCCCUCUAUCUCGCAGUAUUAGCCAAAAACAGACUCCUGCGUCAGCAUGCCCUUCCGGCCACAGACGGACUAAGCAGCCUCGUAGCCUCGCUCACCCCUCUGCCAUCCGCCUUUCCCGCUGUCUUCUGGCAUCUAAGUUUACCGGGGGUCCGCGUCGGGC
Molecule: messenger RNA, 2462 nt
Organism: Spea bombifrons (plains spadefoot toad)
Lineage: Eukaryota; Metazoa; Chordata; Amphibia; Anura; Pelobatidae
Gene: RGS9
Product: regulator of G protein signaling 9
Exons: 19
Coding region: 97-2142 (681 amino acids)
Biological process (GO): G protein-coupled receptor signaling pathway; intracellular signal transduction; regulation of G protein-coupled receptor signaling pathway
Source: RefSeq, a predicted model, not a curated record